CCCCCCCAUCAUCACUGUGUGUUUAUGUGCUUUGUCAGCUGUGUUUGGUCAGUGCCGGGUGCCGCCGAUCUCCCCCGAGCAUAGGGACUUUAACCCGGGACUGCGUUUUAUCAAACUGCCGGGCCACUUUAUCGGUCCUUUGACGCCUGGUUAGUUUCCGUGAGGAGCUUGUAGAAGGGCAAAAUCAACCCCCCACCUGCCCCCCCUGCUUUAGCGAGUUAUUUUGUUGACAAACCAGUCGCGAUGACUUUAAAAUCCAAUAAAAACGAACCGGCGGCCGUAUUUGAACAGGUCAACAGCUUGCGGACAGCCCUCUCCGAUCUCUACCUGCAACAGCUGCUGCAAAACAAACCCAAAGCCGAAAAGGCAGCGACGGCGCAGAUGCACGACUCCAAGAGUGAAGAGGUGUACGCCAACGGCAGCCUGAUGAAUGGCAAAGAGGAGAGCACCAUGCGCGAGGUGGCCUUCGAGAAAAAUCCCUCAGAGCCCAUGGGUGUAACGCUAAAGUUAAACGAAAAACAGAGAUGCACAGUCGCAAGAAUACUGCACGGGGGGAUGGUGCACAGACAAGGGUCACUGCAUGAAGGGGAUGAGAUAGCAGAGAUCAACGGACAGAGUGUCGCCAACCAGUCAGUCGACCAACUUCAAAAGAUCCUGAAAGACACAAAUGGCGUGGUGACUCUGAAGAUUAUUCCCAAGCAGCAAUCCCGCUUACUUACCUGUGAGAUGUACAUCAGGGCUCAGUUUGACUACGAUCCAGCCAAGGAUGACCUCAUUCCUUGCAAAGAGGCGGGGCUGAAGUUCAAAACCGGUGACGUCAUACAAAUCAUCAACAAGCAGGACCCAAACUGGUGGCAAGGGCGAGUGGAAAGCUCGGUGGCCGACUUUGCAGGACUCAUCCCCUCCCCGGAGCUCCAGGAAUGGCGUGUGGCCAGUAAAACCAAAGUGGCCACCGCAGGAAGCCAAUCCUGUAGUCCUUUUGGCAAGAAGAAGAAGUGCAAAGACAAGUAUCUCGCCAAGCACAGCUCUGUUUUUGACCAGCUGGAUGUCAUUUCCUAUGAAGAGGUGGUACAGCUGCCUGCCUUCAAGAGGAAGACCUUAGUAUUGAUCGGGGCAGCCGGUGUGGGAAGAAGCCACAUUAAAAAGUCAUUGCUGACCAAAUAUCCUGAGAAAUUCAUGUACCCAGCACCACAUACCACCAGGCCUCAGAAGAAAGACGAGGAAAAUGGCAAGGAGUACUUCUUCAUCUCCAACGACGAGAUGACCAAGUGCAUCACAGGGAACCAGCUCCUGGAGUACGGCAGCUUCCAGGGCAACAUGUUCGGCACCAAGUUGGAGACCAUCCAGAAGAUCCACGAGCAGGACAAGAUCGCCCUGCUGGAUGUGGAGCCGCAGACCUUGAAACUCCUCCGUACUGCAGAGUUUGCCCCUCUCAUGGUGUUCAUCGCCCCCACUGACAGCGCAAACCAGUCCGAGUCCCUGAAAACGAUCCAGAAGGAGUCGGACGCCAUCCUCAGCAUGUACAGGCACUACUUCGACCUGAUACUGGUGAACAACGACGUGGAUGAGAGCGUGAAAGGGGUGGAGGAAGCCAUAGAGCGGGCGACAUCGACCCCGCAAUGGGUGCCCGUGUCCUGGGUCUACUAACACCUCAUCUGCAAGCGCCGACCCCCAGCCCUACUAUCAGAAUUGAGAACCUUGUAUGAAAUUAUAGGCGUCGCAAUACCUCCACUUACACUCCCCCCCCCCCAUAAUAUCACACAUCCAUCUUGACCUUUAUCUUCAGAGCAACCUCACUCCAUCAUUAAUGUCUAAAAAUUUUAUACGUUAGCGUCCCUUUAUGGUCGAGCAAUAGAUCCUGAAGUGUGCCGGUUCUUACAGCCAAAGUGCCGCAUUACAGACACACAGUUUGCGGCGUAUCACAAGGGUGUGGAUCUCACGUAGCUGGUACCCUGAAGUUCUGGUGCUUUCACGAUGUCCGCCGAGAACGGCCACUCGGCGUGUCUGAAAGGCGACGUGGACCGCAACUGUGAGUCAAUAACACAGCAGAGUUCGGUUGUCCUACUUCACGUUGAUUUUCCCCACUUUUGUCUUUGUGGACGGGAACAUUACAGGGCUAUCUGUGAGAAUAUUUACAUGUACCCAGAAUCUUACACUUCAGUUCAGCUUGUUGUGUUUAUAGUAAAUGCAUCUCAACUCAUGAAACAUACGUAGAAUAUAUACCUCAAGCGAAAAGGCACUUUGAAUUUGUUUAAGACCUCCUGUCCCGAGUCGAAACACCCAUGUAACUGUGGCGUUUACCACUUUCUAAGUCAAAGUUUAGCCCCUGUUAAACAAUAUGAUUGGAAUGGAUACCUGGCCAGAGUUUGUCCGGUUCUUUAAUGUAUUAAAGGACAAAAAUCC
This is a messenger RNA of Brienomyrus brachyistius, 2403 nucleotides long. RefSeq names its product MAGUK p55 scaffold protein 1 (gene mpp1). The transcript is spliced from 12 exons. Lineage: Eukaryota; Metazoa; Chordata; Actinopteri; Osteoglossiformes; Mormyridae. Bases 244 to 1647 code for a protein of 467 amino acids. Gene Ontology annotation, cellular component: cell-cell junction; plasma membrane. The record is from RefSeq and is a predicted model, not a curated record. Gene Ontology annotation, molecular function: signaling receptor binding.